This is a messenger RNA of Eucalyptus grandis, 1248 nucleotides long. Its product is annotated as G-type lectin S-receptor-like serine/threonine-protein kinase LECRK2. The record is from RefSeq and is a predicted model, not a curated record. NCBI's taxonomy places the organism in Eukaryota, Viridiplantae, Streptophyta, Magnoliopsida, Myrtales, Myrtaceae. The transcript has a single exon. The coding region runs from base 100 to 1248 and encodes 382 amino acids.
ACCUGCAUUUCUCCUCGCAGGCCAUGGGCAAUUCCACUCUUGAGCGAAACAUUUUCGUUCACAGCUUACGAGUCCCCUAGCUGCUCCAUCCAUUGAAAAAUGUCCCCUGUUUCAGUGCUCUGUUUCUUGCUCUUUCACCUGCUAAUUCCUUCCCCAGCGCAAGCGGACGGUGAUAUAACCAUCGGAUCUUCUCUGACCGCGAAAAAGGACAACUCUUCAUGGCUUUCACCUUCCGGGGACUUUGCAUUCGGCUUUCGUACGCUACCUGCCAACCCCGACAACCCCGGUGAGGUCUUCUUGCUCUCCAUUUGGUAUAACAAGAUACCUUCGAGAACAAUUGUCUGGUUCGCAAAUGGAGAUCAUCCUGCACCUGAAAAUUCGAAGCUAGAGUUCACUUCCGACCUUGGCUUGGUUCUCACUGAUCCACGAGGAGAAAGAUUGUGGAAAUCAGAGAACAUCGUCGGUACUAUCUCGCAUGCUACCUUCAACGACACGGGCAAUUUUAUUAUUCUCGGUUCAAAUUUGGAGAAACUAUGGGAAAGCUUUGAAGAUCCCGACGACACAUUGCUUCCUUCACAAACGCUGGGAAAAAAGAAGUACCUUUCCUCUCGUCAAUCAGAAGGAAGCUUUUCCAGAGGAAAAUUCCAGCUUCAGAUGCUGGACAGCGGAGACCUCGUACUCAACACCAUAAACCUGCCUUCCAGUUAUGCAAACGAACCUUAUUACAGCACUGGAACUGCCCGAGAUUCGAACAAGUCGAGCCCGGGGAAAGAAGUCGUGUUCGACAAUUCAGCUUCUCCAUUUGUUCUGAGAGAAAAUGGCGAUAAAGUUUACCUCUCACAGGUGAAAGUACCUUCAGCAUCAGAUUUUUACUCUAGAAUUACGCUGAGCUUUGAUGGGGUUUUGACUCAAUACGUACACCCCAAGAAUUCUAGUUCUAAUGGAACCUGGAUCUCUCUGUGGUCUGAACCUGAAAAUAUAUGCACUGCCGUUCUUGCUCCACGCGGCUCUGGUGUUUGUGGCUACAACAGUAUUUGUUCCCUGGGUAACAAUAACAGGCCGAAAUGUGGCUGCCCCGAAAAAUACACUUUGCUUGACCCCAACGAUGAGUAUGGCAGUUGCACACCUAACUUCACACUGAGUUGUGAGGAAGAUGAAAAGAAGCUGAAGCAAGGUUCCAUAGAGGAUCUUUACACUUUCGUAGAGCUAGAGCACACGGGUUGGCGACGUCUGAUUAUGCCCUGCUGA